This is a messenger RNA of Prunus mume (Japanese apricot), 825 nucleotides long. It is a transcript of the gene NDHU, whose product is annotated as Chaperone DnaJ-domain superfamily protein. NCBI's taxonomy places the organism in Eukaryota, Viridiplantae, Streptophyta, Magnoliopsida, Rosales, Rosaceae. The record is from RefSeq and is a predicted model, not a curated record. Gene Ontology annotation, cellular component: chloroplast; NAD(P)H dehydrogenase complex (plastoquinone); chloroplast thylakoid membrane.
GAGCCUUAUCUCCCACCAAACAAAACUCCAAAAGGCAUUGGCAACAUUUAAACAGAAAAUAAAAAAAACGCUGACCUUGAUGCUAAUUAUACCUUAUGCCAAUGGCUGUGUCAUCUUCCACCUCUACCAUACACAUUGCGCAGAAAAACUUUCCUAUUAAUCCAACGUCUAAAAAUGGUUGUAUAUUCUCUUCAAACUCCAUAAGGUUUGCUUCAAAACCGCGCAGGUUUUGCAUCAUUAGAAGCUCCCGUGAUGUAUCGGCAGAGACUGCCACGACUGAAGCCGAUUCACAAAGCUCCAUUGAAGUUCCACAAGAACCGCCUUCUCUGAUUUCUGCUCUUAAUGUGGAACGAGCACUUCGCGGCAUACCAAUUACAGAUGUAGAUCACUAUGGCAGACUUGGACUUCGAAGAGGAUGCUCGUACGAUGAGGUUUCGGUUGCGUACAAAGCCAAGCUUGAUGAGCUAAAGAAUCAGGGGUUAGAUGAAGAGGAGCUGAACAAGAAUCUGGUGCCUUUAAAAGAGUCGUAUACAAUCUUGUCAUCCAGGGAUGAGCGAAGACUAUACGAUUGGAGCCUGGCCAGAAGCGAAAAACCAGACACGUAUGUUUGGCCUUACGAGGUUGAGAAAACGAGACCGGCAGAAGGAACUCCACCACCAGUACAGGAACCAGAUGAUCCAGGGCCGACAAGAUUGGUUGGAUACUUCAUAUUGGGAUGGUUCAUAUUGUCCAUCAUAUUAUCCAUAGCCCUUAAUCGAUAGAAUAAGUUUGUUGCAACUUGCAUUGCCUGCUUAAUAUUUUAUCUGCAGCUUCUUAAUUAAUUUU